Molecule: messenger RNA, 4368 nt
Organism: Bombina bombina (fire-bellied toad)
Lineage: Eukaryota; Metazoa; Chordata; Amphibia; Anura; Bombinatoridae
Gene: DENND2B
Product: DENN domain containing 2B
Exons: 20
Coding region: 323-3661 (1112 amino acids)
Biological process (GO): positive regulation of ERK1 and ERK2 cascade
Source: RefSeq, a predicted model, not a curated record
UGUGUGUGUGAGUUUGCUGCUGUUGGGGUGGGAGCAAACAAGAGUGAGACGGGGAAAAAAAGCCCUUAACUAGCAGCAAUAGGACCAAGUCUCUAUGGCAAUUGCCCUGGUCACAGCCUGUGUUCCCUGAACUCCUUUUCUUUAACUGGAACAGGCUUGGAAGGUCAGAUCUAGCAGAUGUUGGAGGCACUGCAAGUCUGAAGAACCAGAGACUGCUAAGUUUAUAGGGCAAACGUUUGUCUGGUGGGAAAUACAAAGCUGAGAAUGGCGUGGAAACUAAAGAUCUGCGGGUUACAGGUACUUCAGUUCACAGCAGGCAGAAAUGACAAUGACAGCCAACAAAAAUGCGACCAUCACUCAAAGAACAGGCGGGAGUAAAAUACUGCGAGGCACUCUGGGACGGUCUCAGUCUGUAUCACCUCCACCUGUUCUAUCCCCUGUUAGAACGCCGUCAUAUCCUCUAAGUGAUAGUGAAGAAUUCUGCAAGUCCAGCCGACUGUCCAAUUUACCAAGUACUAAACUGGUUAUUAAAGACUGGACACCUAGAGGUUCUAGUUUACGAGAAACCCACCUACAAGCUUCAGGCAUUGAUUCAGCCAACCACUUGCUGAAAGCGGUUAGUGUCACAUGCUUGGAUAAAAGGCUAUCUGUAUUUAAAGGCCCCAUUCAAAAAGAAAAUGUACAAGAAAUCAAGGACAGCGAUGUGAUAGGCAACUGCCAGCUUAACCGGAGUACACUCUCCUUAGGUUCUGCUGCCAACCAGCGUAACAGACCCCACAACAGAACCACAGUACGUUCUAAAGCACUUGACAUUAGAAGAAAAAUCUCAGAAUGGGAAUGCAGAAGAGAGUCUACUCCCAAACUGAGCUUGUUUGUGGACAAAGGAGACCAAGGGGACAGAUCUGCUAGUGAAGGAUGUGCCAGCAUGUUGACUUCACCAUGCAGUGAAAAAACUUUUGAUUUCAAAGGCUAUCGGAGAAUGAGCAGAACAUUUUCUGAGUGUUCCUACCCAGAAACAGAGGAGGAAGAGGGCUUAGAACGAGACUCACUUCAUAGGUUUGAUAGGAGGCCCAGCCGGACUGAACCAGCCAAUGCUUUUGUUAGAGGUCACACUAGAAAAGAGUCUUCAGCUGUUCUGAACAGAAUUAAAAAAAUUGAACAAGCAUUAAAGGAAAACCCUGGUAUGGGCCUUCCUCAGUUACCAAGUAGCUGCUAUAGUGUUGAUAACGGAAGAAAAAAAUCCCUAACAUUAGGUUCUCUUGACGCUCCAAAUGAGAGUGUGAGCAGUAGCAAAAGUGUAAAUAAUAGUAAUGAGCAAGAACAUUGUAUUGAAAGUAAUGCCAAAAUAAAACAAGCUGCAAACUCGAGUAGCUCCAGUGUGGCUCCUGAGAGCCCAGAUGCUGAGGUCAACCCUGUGCCAAAACCCAAAAGAACCUUUGAAUAUGAAGCUGAUAAAAGGCACAAAAGCUCACCAAAUAAUGGUCUACCUCCUUCACCAAGUCCAGUUUCUCCCCCUCCUCUACCAUCCACACCUGCACCUCCUGUCACCAGAAAACUGAAGAAAGACCUACAUCGAAAAUCCCAAAGCAGAAAGUCUCUUGAAUUUGAAGAUGCUUCAAGUGCCAACUCCAUGGGCUCUCCCUCACCUGUAGAAAAUGGUACAGAAAAGCAGCACAGAUCUGGAUCCAAAAGCACUUUAGAGGAGAACGCCUAUGAAGACAUUGUGGGCGAUUCACCAAAGGAAAACCCCUACGAGGAUGUGGACCUGAAAGGACGUCACUUGGGUCGAAAAUUCCAACUGUCACCUGAUAGUUCCCUUGAAGCGUCUAACAGGAUGUGGAGGCCGCAAGACAGGAAGUACACAACACCUGCUCAGCUGCCUCCUAAAGCAAGUACCCAGUCUUUAAGAAUAGGAAGCUCCUCUGAGAGGAAAUCUCACCGGGUACCGCGGUUGCCUAAGCGACACAGCCAUGAUGACAUGCUGCUCCUGGCUCGUCUCACCGUACCGUCAUCCCCCUCCAGCCUAAAUGAGGACAGCUUAAGUACCACGAGCGGAAUACUGACCUCCAGACGAGCGAGGAGGAUUCCUAAGCUUGUGCAAAGAAUUAACUCAAUCUACAGCGCAAAACGCGGCAAGAAGAGGUUAAAGAAGCUUUCCAUGUCAAAUAUUGAGACAUCAUCCUUACGAGAUGAAAACAGCGAGAGCGAGAGUGAUUCUGAUGACAGAUUUAAAGCUCACACACAGCGUCUCGUCCAUAUCCAGUCCAUGCUGAAAAGGGCUCCCAGUUAUCGCACCCUGGAGUUAGAACUCAUAGAGUGGCAGGAAAGGGAGCUGUUUGAGUAUUUUGUGGUGGUAUCCAUGAAAAAGAAACCUUCCAAAAACACAUACAGCCCGGAAGUGACGUACCAGUUUCCAAAGCUAGAGAGACCAACAAAGCAGGUGCGAGAAGCUGAGGAGCGCCUCAAGGCCAUACCCCAGUUCUGUUUUCCUGAUGCCCGUGACUGGCAGCCAGUCUCUGAAUAUAACAGUGAGACAUUUUCCUUCAUGUUAACUGGUGAAGAUGGCAGCAGAAGGUUUGGAUAUUGUCGUCGAUUACUGCCAAGUGGAAAGGGUCCGCGAUUACCUGAAGUUUACUGUGUAAUUAGUCGGCUUGGCUGCUUUGAUCUGUUUUCCAAGAUAUUAGAUGAGGUAGAGAGGAGGCGAGGCAUUUCUGCAGCUCUGGUUUAUCCUUUUAUGAGGAGUUUAAUGGAAUCGCCUUUUCCUGCACCUGGAAAAACUAUCCGGGUAAAGACGUUUUUGCCUGGUGCUGGAAAUGAGGUGAUUGAACUUCGGCGCCCAAUGGACUCACGCUUGGAGCAUGUAGACUUUGAAUGCCUGUUCACAUGCCUGGGUGUGAGGCAAAUCAUACGGAUCUUUGCCUCACUGUUGUUGGAGCGACGAGUUAUCUUUGUAGCUGAAAAGUUAAGCACUCUGUCUAGCUGUUCCCACGCAGUGGUUGCUUUGCUAUAUCCGUUUUCAUGGCAACAUACGUUUAUACCUGUCCUGCCCUCCUCUAUGAUUGACAUAGUCUGCUGCCCUACGCCUUUCUUGGUGGGUCUGCUGUCUAGUUCACUGCCGAAAUUAAAAGAACUGCCAGUGGAAGAGGCCUUGAUGGUAGAUUUAGGAUCUGAUCGGUUUAUAAGACAGAUGGAUGACGAGGAUGCACUAUUACCUAGGAAAUUACAAGCAGCUCUGGAGCAGGCUUUAGAGCGGAAGAAGGAGUUGAUCAAUCAAGAUUCUGACAGUGACUCAGAUGAAGAGUGUAACACCCUAAAUGGAUUGGUCUCAGAAGUUUUCAUCCGGUUCUUUGUGGAGACUAUUGGCCACUAUUCUCUUUUCUUGACUCAGAAUGAAAGGGGAGAGCGAGUCUUUCAAAGGGAAGCUUUCCGCAAGUCUGUAGCCUCCAAGAGUAUUCGUCGCUUUUUAGAAGUUUUUAUGGAAUCCCAAAUGUUUGCUGGGUUUAUACAGGACAGAGAACUCCGAAAAUGCAGGGCAAAAGGUCUCUUUGAGCAACGGGUUGAACAGUAUCUAGAAGAGCUUCCGGACACAGAACAAAGCGGAGUCAACAAGUUUUUGAGAGGCCUUGGAAACAAGAUGAAGUUUCUACACAAGAAAAACUAAACCACUCCGUAGCGACAAAUAAGCGAGUGCCAUUUUAUGAUGCUGUGUGCACAGAUUCUGGGCCACUGUUGCAACACAAAGUACCAGUACAUAUAUAAGCUCCUCGAAGCCUUGGGGGGAAAAAGACUGUCAAUGCUGCUUUGAAUGAACAUUGUCACAAAGGCUUCUUUUAGCUCACUUGUGUUCAUGAUUAUAUAUUUGUAAAUAUUGUGCUGUAAGCUUUUUUUAAUGUUUUAUACAAAGCAAGGAAAUCUGUGGUAAAUAUCUUUAUAUUGCCUAAGUAUACCAGGUGCUUCCUCCUUUUGUAGUAUGAAUCAAUGGUUGAUGCAAAUGAAAUGCUAUUUUUUAGUUAACAGAACCACUGUCUUCAAAUGUGUGUGUGUGUGUGUGUGUGUGAGGAAUAAAUGUUUACUGUACAAAAAAAUGCACAGAAAAGAAAGUGGGGUAAUUAGUGGUAGGAGAAUGGUCUAUAAUGUGCAUCUGGUCACUAUUUAGUUACCUUUUAAAUAUUGCAAUUUUACUAUUUCAUUUUACGUGACUUGUACAUUAUUCCGUGUUUUUCCUUUUAUGUGUAUGGUCAGUAAACUGUAAAAUAUCUGCACUAUUACUGCUCAAAUGAAGAAGAUCCCACUUAGUAUUUGACCUCCAUGCUGCAAAGAUUAGGUACACAACUUAAUAGUGUAUGUCCAAUAAAAUGUGCAAAGUAA